CAUCAUCCCACUCCACUGCUGCGCUCGCCUCACACCCUCGUCUCACGUUCUCGUCUCAGCGCUGUCCUUGCGCCGCUCAGCAUCAGCCGCGGCCUUGUGCGGCUCUCGCUCGCUGUCACUGCUCCCUGCGCACGCCCUCACUCCACUCGCUUGGCCUGAGCGGCGAGCGAGGCGCCAUGUCGUCGCAUCUCCUCUUCAUGCCGACGCAGCCCGCGCCCUCGUCUCCCUCUCGGCAUGCCUCCUCCUCCGGCUCCACUAGCGGCAGCGGCAGUCCUUCCUACUUCGCCUCAGCGCCGCAUCAGCCGCCUCCUCCGCCUACACUGCCAUUUUCCAGCACCGCACUCUCCCAUCGCCCCUCCGCCCUCUCGUUCGGAUUCGGCUUCGCUUCUCCCUCUGCGCCCUCCACACCUGCAGCAGCGAGCCCUUCCGCAUGGGGCGUAAGCGCGGCGUCUGCCAGCGCGACACCUCGAUUUGUGCCUUCGGCGCCCGGCGGCGCGCGGGAGAAGCGGCGGCGAGAGGAGGAGGAGGAUGACGAGAUGGGCAGUCCGCGCGGCUCCUCCUCCACCGUCAAUGCUUCUUCCUCUACAGCUGUUGCGAAUGCAGCAGGCAGCGCAGCAGUCGUGCCGCCGGCACCACUGCAGGCGAGGCAGGAGAGAGUGCUGCCGAAACGCAUGCGCGCGGGCCUGAUGGCGCAGCAGCAGCAGACGCAGGAGGCGAGAGAGGAGGCACAGGCGGACCAGGAGGAGGAUGUGGAUCUCGGCAACAUGCUCGCCACGCUCGACAAGUCUUCCUUGCUUCUGCUUCUCUCUCGACUUCUCUCGCACUCUCCCGACCGGACGCUCCGCUCUCAGAUCCUCACACACUUGCCACGGCCCACACGCGCCUCCUUGGCCGCCGCGCUCGACGUCCACGAGCGAGCCGUGCGCGCCGCCUUGCCGGCCGGCGGCGAGACCGUGCGUGCCGAGUGGGCGUGGGGACGCCUGCGAGGGCCCUUGAUGGCAUUCGCCAGUGCCGCGCUUGGCCUCCUGCGCUUCUUCGAUACGCCGAGCAACUCGAGCGCGCAAGCUUCUCAUCCCGGCGAGACGUACGACUUUCUGCACGACGUCACGUCUCGUCUUCUUCGGCUUCUCUCUCAGCUCCCUCCACUUCCCUCAUCGACACUGCUCUUCUCGAACCUCUCGACACCAGCAGCGUCGCAUCCCUUAGCCUCAAGUCUUCCCGCUCGCCUGCUCUCUCCCGGAUCUCCUCACGCGCUCCUCGCUCUGCUCUUCCCCGCGCUCUGGACGCACUGGCAGCGACUCCUCACCUCUCUCACGCACGCCGUCAACGUCGAAGGCCGCAUGUACGGCGCCGACGCCAUUGGUGCCUGGCUCGCCGGUCUCACAGCGCUCGGCGCACCAAGAGAAGAGGCGCGCGAGGAAGAGAAGGCCGUGCGCGCUGCGAUGCAGAGUCUAGCGACGGCACUCGAGGCGGAGAUUGGAUGGCUCGUGGGCGGCACGGCGACGAGGGCACCGAAUCGAGGUAAUGCGGGCGCGCAUCGGACGUGGGCGACGGGACACAUGGAGGAAGAGGAGUUUUGAUGCUGCUGCUUCGCCCAGUCCUCGUCGACACCGCCUCUGUUCCCCGUUCUCGCCGCUUCGCUCCCAGCACCGAUACCUUCCCACUUCACGUCACUUCCCCUCUCUCUCUGUUAUUCAUUUCUGUUCCCUCUCCAGGCUGCGCUCCCCCUUCUCACACGUUCGCUCUCAUCACAUAGGAUUCUCGACAUCACAUACACCCUCUCUACAUACAAUCUAUGCAUCCUUGACUCGUCC
Molecule: messenger RNA, 1814 nt
Organism: Tilletiopsis washingtonensis
Lineage: Eukaryota; Fungi; Basidiomycota; Exobasidiomycetes; Entylomatales
Exons: 2
Coding region: 177-1580 (467 amino acids)
Biological process (GO): nuclear protein quality control by the ubiquitin-proteasome system; proteasome localization
Cellular component (GO): nucleus
Source: RefSeq, a predicted model, not a curated record